UAAAAUGCUACAUAUUCAGCGCUUUACGAAUCAGUCAGAAUUUGCUUAUUUUCAUUGAAAGUUUUGUUAUUCUUCGCUCUCUGGCUUGAGUUCUGCCACUCACGUGAUGUCUUAGCUCAAGUCGCCUAUCAUGCAACGUAAAUUUCACAUUGUGCACAAGGAAAAAAAUUCCCAAAGGUAAGUUUCGCGCUGAGGGAUGGGGAAAGUGCGGGAACGUGAUAUUGUUAACAUGCUGAAAUCGAAUACCUGUGUCUGCCUUAUCUUGCGAUAAGCCAAACUGACAGCUAGCGCAGACUAAAAACGCGUUUCUUAUACAGUACGCGAACAAGUGUUCAGCACCACUGACCGAAUCUGUGCAGGAAAAGGCGCGCAAGGAAAAAAUUUAGGAAUAUCCCCGCCAUGAUUAGGAUGUUGUUUGCCACGCUGUUGAUAACGAUAAUAACAGCGAACUUCCACGUAGUUUUUAGUAAUAUGAAUAGCUCAACAGAAAAACCAGAAGACUCGACGACCGAAUGCUACAAUUGUGUCUCUGAGGAGGGGAACUGCCUCGUCAAUCUACAGGAAUGCGUGCUUGGCUGGUGUUCCAAGACGGUGAAAAACAACAAAGUGGUGAAAACGUGCGCCAGUCAGCGGAUUUGCGAGGACCAAACCAACGCAUGCGCAGCACAGGGCUGUGAAAACUUUUGCUGUGACAGCGAUAAGUGCAAUGGGGUGACCACCACGGGGAUUCCAGCAUAUGCGAUUCUCUUUGGAGUUGCUGCGGUUUUUGUCUACAUGGUAUAACUAUUUUAUUUAAAUGGCGGGUUUACUAUUUUAUAGCUUUUUACAAGAAAUACAGUAUAAAAAACUUGUUCAAUUCGAGUAAAGAUUCAGACUAUUUUAUUAAAUUUGCCAUCCAUAAUUA
This is a messenger RNA of Nematostella vectensis (starlet sea anemone), 904 nucleotides long. RefSeq lists its product as uncharacterized. NCBI's taxonomy places the organism in Eukaryota, Metazoa, Cnidaria, Anthozoa, Actiniaria, Edwardsiidae. The record is from RefSeq and is a predicted model, not a curated record. The transcript is spliced from 2 exons. Bases 400 to 783 code for a protein of 127 amino acids.